Molecule: messenger RNA, 372 nt
Organism: Peronospora matthiolae
Lineage: Eukaryota; Oomycota; Peronosporomycetes; Peronosporales; Peronosporaceae
Source: the annotation of a GenBank genome assembly
AUGCAGCUCUUUGUCCGAUCGGAUGCUGGACGUGUGUUGACCGUCGCUGUAGCAACUUCACAGACUAAAGUGCAGGAGCUGCUGUUGUCGCUAGUGGAGAUUAAGGACUUGAACUCGUGCUGUGGUGGAUACCUGAAUUACGGUGGAGUGCCGCUGCAGGCGUCCCGGUGUCUAGCGGAUUACGGUAUUCAGGAUCAUGCUACGCUGGACUUUGCUCGACGACUUCGCGGCGGCUGCUUUAGCGUUUCGAUCUUGUUGUGGACGUUGAUCUUCAUCUGCUGCUUGAUCAGCGUCUGCACGUGCGGCUUGUCGCUACCAGUGGCGCUGUUUCUAUUACCACCCGCUCUGCUCCUGCCUCUCUGCUGUCUCUAG